Messenger RNA from Aspergillus bombycis, 1122 nucleotides. RefSeq names its product ubiquitin-protein ligase peroxin 10 (gene pex10). The transcript has a single exon. NCBI's taxonomy places the organism in Eukaryota, Fungi, Ascomycota, Eurotiomycetes, Eurotiales, Aspergillaceae. Gene Ontology annotation, biological process: protein import into peroxisome matrix. The record is from RefSeq and is a predicted model, not a curated record. Bases 1 to 1122 code for a protein of 373 amino acids. Gene Ontology annotation, molecular function: zinc ion binding. Gene Ontology annotation, cellular component: peroxisomal membrane.
AUGGCGGACGAAGAUUUCUCUCUGUCUCCUGCAACCUCCGCCUCGGCGCCCAGUCCCUCGGCGCAUUUCUACCCAUUCGCGACGUCUCCGGAUAUCAUUCGAUCCCAUGAAAAAGACUUAUUCCUUACCUCAAAUCUUGUACAGCAAGCUCAGAAUAUCAUCCGCUCACUCCGCGGAGCCCGAUUUGCCCAUACCUACUCCGAAACCAUCAAGAACCUGACCGAGAUCCUAUACUUUUCCCUGACUACCCUGAUCGGCAACCGAACGUUGGGGGAGGAAUACUGUGAUCUUGUCCAAUUGGAAGAUGACACACUUCAGCUCCCUUCUUUUAUCAGGCGGGCGGGAUAUAUUGUGAGCAGUAUCAUUGUGCCCUGGAUUCUUCAGCGGAUCCUACCAGCUUUCCGCCAGCGACUACGGGCGAAGCUGGAGCGGAGCAUCGCGCGGCAACAGCUUAAGGCCCAACAAGCCAGGGAGGGGACAAAGCCUAGCAGAAAAGACACAUCAAAGGCACCGUCCUUUUUCACGAAGUUACGAAUUCAAAAAUAUAUUCUGGAACACCUUGAUUCCGUCACGUCAUUGAACCCUGUCUACGCUGUGAGCAUCGCGACCUUUUACUUCACCGGCGCGUACUACCAUCUGUCGAAACGUCUUUGGGGCCUGCGAUAUGUAUUUACAAAGAAGCUUGAGGAGAAUGAGCAGCGGGUCGGGUACGAAGUGCUAGGAGUGUUGCUUGUCUUGCAGAUCGCGGUGCAGAGCGUGCUGCACGUCAAGAAAGUGGGGCUGAGUUUGCAUCAAGAAGAUCUUGAGACAGAGGCGACCCAUUCUAGGGGUCAGGAUGAUACGUUGAUCCACUCUAUUGAGAACCCGCCAACGCUACCGCUUCUUCCUGCCUCUGAUGCCCGGUAUGAUCUCUCAGAGGACUCCACUGCAAUCCCUUGGAUUCCCUCAGGGCAGCAAAGCAGGUGCACGCUUUGUUUAGAGCCCUUCAAAGACCCUAGUGUCACCACAUGCGGACACGUAUUCUGCUGGACAUGUGUGCGAGAUUGGGUACGCGAGAAGCCCGAAUGCCCCCUGUGUCGACAAGAUGUCUUGCUAUCUAAAGUUCUGCCUCUGAGAGGUUAG